This is a messenger RNA of Chanos chanos (milkfish), 1077 nucleotides long. RefSeq names its product FOS like 1, AP-1 transcription factor subunit a (gene fosl1a). Gene Ontology annotation, molecular function: RNA polymerase II cis-regulatory region sequence-specific DNA binding; DNA-binding transcription factor activity, RNA polymerase II-specific. The record is from RefSeq and is a predicted model, not a curated record. Gene Ontology annotation, biological process: regulation of transcription by RNA polymerase II. Bases 1 to 1077 code for a protein of 358 amino acids. The transcript is spliced from 4 exons. Lineage: Eukaryota; Metazoa; Chordata; Actinopteri; Gonorynchiformes; Chanidae. Gene Ontology annotation, cellular component: nucleus.
AUGUAUCGAAACUACGGGAGUCUUGGUAGAGGAACUGAUCAAACCUUCACAGGAAUCGAUACUGGGUCAAGUUCGAACCCCACAACUAUCUCUACUGGUACUGUAACCACCCAACAGCAACAGCAGAAAUAUUCCAUGGCAGGGGCCAGUCAGUUUGUACCAAGUCUAAAUGCCAUCACUUCCAAUCAAGAACUUCAGUGGCUGGUCCAACCUUCUCUUCUGGCCACCCCUGGACCUUCAAGGUCUCCUCGACCCCCUUACCCACUACCCCCGAGGAUUGGAUCCAUGAACCCAAACCCUACCCAUGGACAUCUCCUUCGCCCAGGGGUCAUCAGAGCAGCGUCGGGUUCUGGAAGCUCAACGCGACGCAGAAAUGACGAACACCUGUCCCCUGAAGAACUUGAGAGGCGCAGAAUCCGUAGGGAGCGAAACAAAAUGGCCGCAGCUAAAUGCAGGAACCGCCGACGUGAGCUAACCGAGACCCUGCAAAGCGAGACGGACCAGUUAGAGGAUGAAAAGUCACGUCUUCAGAAGGAGAUUGCUGACUUAGAGAAGCAAAAAGAGAAGCUUGAACUGGUUCUUGAGGCCCACCGACCCAUUUGCAAAGUCCAGGACUCUGACUCUGAUUCUGAAUCCAGUACAGACCUUCCCACCCUGAGCAGCAUUAAGAUCGAGCCUGUGGAUUCUGAGCUGCCUGGUCCAUCCACAAAGUUUCAGGCCAAAGGCGAGAAACCCAAGCCUAAAAUCACAAUCCCGCCCGUGCCUCCAACUUCCUCCAGUGGCAUUGCUCCUUUGGAUUCCGAGUCUCUUCACACUCCCAUCCUCAUCUCCACCCCUUCGCUCACUCCUUUCACGGCUAGCUUGGUCUUCACCUAUCCCUCCGGUUCUCUGGACACUAGUUCUGGCAUUUCGUCUCAACACCUUGGUACCUCUGCUUCCACUUCAGCGUCUGCCCUACAUGGUGUGUCCCCGCAGGCCCGAAAUCAAGAGCCUUGUGGUAUUGCCCAUCGCCGUAGCAGCAGCAGCGGGGACCAGUCAGAUCAUUCGCUCAACUCUCCAACUGUCUUGACCUUAUAA